Messenger RNA from Toxotes jaculatrix (banded archerfish), 1426 nucleotides. RefSeq names its product leucine rich repeat containing 34 (gene lrrc34). The record is from RefSeq and is a predicted model, not a curated record. NCBI's taxonomy places the organism in Eukaryota, Metazoa, Chordata, Actinopteri, Toxotidae. Bases 1 to 1272 code for a protein of 423 amino acids. The transcript is spliced from 10 exons. Gene Ontology annotation, molecular function: protein binding.
AUGGUUCGCGAAAAUAUGUCCGAGCUUUACGAAGCUCUCUGCGAAGAACAUCAGAUAAAAAUAAAUCAACACAUUGUGGAAGUUUUAGAGAAGACGGCGGAGACUGAUUGUUUCGCCUUAAACCUGAGCGGAAACAACCGAGUGAGACGCGUUCAAAGACUCAGCAGUGAAGACCUUCUCCUUCUGUCCAAGUGUCUGCGAAACAGGAGUGUGACAGGUCUUGAUGUGAAGUACAAUAACAUAACAGAUGAAGGGGUUGGACACCUGGCUGAACUCUUACAGGAGGAGAGUUCAGCUCUGCGCUGUUUGGACCUGAUGUUCAAUGACAUUCUGGCGGACGGAGCAGAAAUCCUCUCUAAGAGCCUGCAGUGUAACAGCACCUUGCUCUCUCUCAGGCUCUCAGGUAAUAAGAUCGGGAACAGAGGAGCCAUGCACCUGGCCAGCAUGCUGCAGGUGAACAACACCCUGCGAGAGCUGGAGCUGGCGGACUGCGACCUGUUCACUCAGAGCGUGAUCGCGCUCACCAUCGUGUUGAAAAGCAACAGAACUCUUCGCUCUGUCGACAUCAGCCGGCCGCUGCUCUUCAGCCACCAGGAGGAGUGGGCGGUGCACUGCUCUGAGAUGCUGGCGGUGAACGGCAGCCUGGUGGAGCUCCACCUGGGCAAGAUGGGGAUGACCGACACCGGGAUGGAGAGGCUGACCGAAGGCCUGAGGCUCAACCGCAGCCUUCGCUUCCUGGACCUGCGCUGUAACCGCGUGACUCGUGACGGCGUGAAGCAUCUGGCUGAGGUGCUGAAGCAGAACCCGACCCUGGAGAUCAUAGAUCUGUCGUCCAAUCGGAUCGAAGAUGAGGGCGCUGCGUACCUGAGUGAAGCCAUCACCUGGCCAGGCUGCACCCUGAAAGAGCUGUCAGUCAACAGUAACAACAUCAGGACGGAGGGUCUGCUGUCUCUGACUCAGGCUCUGAAAGCAAACACCACUCUAACACACAUCUACAUCUGGGGAAACCACGUGGAGGAGCCUGUCUGCCAGGCCUUCAGAGAGCUGAUGUCCAGCGGACGCCUGCUGCCAGAGCAGACAGACGUCAGCCCGUACGAGGUGGACGGUCGGGUGUUUCUCGCCGAGGUCUUCCAGAAUUUGAGGAGACAUUAUUACAGCACAGACAGCUCAGAAACAGAGACAUGCUCCGUCUCAAACCCCGCCCCCAGCCCAGACUCCACCUUUCCACAGCUCACAGAGAACCAGGACCCUGUUCCUCUGCAGCCCUGCUGAGCUCUCAUUAAACCCAAAACCUCCAACAGACAGAGACUCAGACAUGGACAAAAGAAGACACUUAAAAACUGACUGAAAUGUGUACAAACAUCAAAAGAACCAUAAAUGAUCCAAAGAUGCUAAAAAGUCGUGAACUCACAAACUAGUGACGAGA